Hymenoscyphus albidus is the source of this 1379-nucleotide messenger RNA. NCBI's taxonomy places the organism in Eukaryota, Fungi, Ascomycota, Leotiomycetes, Helotiales, Helotiaceae. The record is from the annotation of a GenBank genome assembly.
CUCCACCUUUACACUGCAGAACAACGCAAGCUCUCUGCCUCAGUCGCAAGGCCGCACACAAUCACCAUGGCUUCUAACGAAGAAUGCCAUGUGGUUCUCCUUCCAACAAACCCAGUUUCAACAUCUAUAUUAUCAGAGUCUAAAAGUGAGGAUUUGAAUAGGAUGCCGGCCAUAAAGAGACAUCAUGAUGGAGCGGAGAAGGAGAAGGAUGCUAGUACUUCACCUUUUAUGCCCAUGUUUGAGGGCUUUCGUGAUGAGCUGGAUGAACAUCAUGAUCGGAGGGAGCGUGUUAUAAAGGCUUCGCGGGAUAUUACUGCUGCGAGUAAGAAAAUGUGAGGAUCUUCAACUCAAAAGAGUCAAAAAUUAAUUAAAGCUGACUAUUCAAAUAGUAUUUUUGCACUCCAGAGGUAGUCAAACCCCCACGUGCUUUCAUUCCAUGUACAGGGUGAAAUCUGACGUGUACUAGAGUACGCUCACUAAAAGCCGACCUCCCACCAAAAAUAUCCUCAGAAGUCCAAGAACGUGCCACUACCAUGAAAGCACAGUUCGACACUAUAGCACCUGAUCUGGUCGGGAUCAACGCCUGGAGAUACCAACGACAAAUCUCGGGCGGAAUCCAAGAAUACAUGGAAGCCAUCUCAUUCCAACACUACCUGCGCCAUCAAACCCUCAUUACCCUCCCGGAAGCCUCUUCCUCGCUCCCAAGCGCCAUAGAUUUGACUGGCGACGAUUACGUCCUAGGAAUCUUCGACCUUGUGGGAGAGUUGAUGCGUUUUGCCAUCACGACUAUUGCUACGACCGGCUCAUUACCAUCUUCUAAAAACGGGAGCGAGGGAGAAAGAGAUGUCCUGCAGGAUCUUAGGGGUUUGAGAGCGUGCUUUGAGAGUCUGGAUACUAGUUCCUGUAAAGGCACGGGGUUGGGAAAGGAUGUGGAGAAGAAGAUGGAGGUUAUGAAGACUUGUGUGGGGAAGGUUGAGACGGCGGUUUAUGGGAUGAUUGUUAGGGGGAGGGAGAGACCAAAGGGGUGGGUUCCUGAUGAUAGGGCGGCUCAGGUUGAGAGUUAUUGAGCUGAGAAUGCUUAUUGAUUUGGGGUGGGCGUGGGGUAUAGGUCAGUGGGGAGGGAGAGCCUGGUGUGCUCAAGGAAAGCGAACCAAAAACACUCGCUGCUCACUUAUCUGGUGUCCAGCUUUGUGUCUUGGAACCAAAAAAACACUCGCUGCUCAAUACUUGCGUGGCUUCUAGAGGUGCGUCAAGGAAACUCCAAAGCACUCGUUUCUCAUCCUGCAUACGAAUUACUGCCUUGAUGAUGCUGGAUGCUGGCUAUGGCUUGGUGAUGAGGAUUUGUCUCUCAUCUAGAGAGAUAAAAAAUAAGAAAUAAG